This is a messenger RNA of Rotaria sordida, 513 nucleotides long. NCBI's taxonomy places the organism in Eukaryota, Metazoa, Rotifera, Eurotatoria, Philodinida, Philodinidae. The record is from the annotation of a GenBank genome assembly.
AUGGCUAUGUUUCAAAAUACAAAUUAUGAUGUCAAGAAGUUUGGCCAAACGGUUUCUGUUCCAGAUGCAGAUAUAGCAAAAAUAAUGUAUUACCUUGAUUGCGUAUGUACUGUAAUUGAUUAUGACGAUAAUAAUAUUCGAAGAUACCGAAAUUAUUCUAAUUGGAUGAAUAUGUCGGAUGAAGAGGAUAAACUUAUAUUUAUACUUGCAGCAACAUUAUCACCAGAUGAAUUAGAAGAUAAAGUGUUUUUUGAAAAUGGUAAACUGUGUUCUAAUACUUCUAAUCAAUUUUAUGAGAUUGGUCAAGUUAAAAAUCAAUUACUGGUGGUUCAAUCAAUUGUCAUCGGUGGUCGAACGCGUCAAAUACAAAGAAUCAUGGCAUAUACAAAUGGAUGGAUGCAGAGGAAUUAUUAUCAGCCCAUGCGACGACUCGCUCAUCGAUUUAGUCCACAAGGACAAAGAGAAGAAGCAAUGCGUCGUGCUAUAGUUUCUGAAGCCUGUGUUAUUUCUUGA